AUGGCCUACCAAGCUCGCCCUCCGCCUCACUAUGGUCCUUCUCCUGGACCGCAGUACGGUAGCGGUCCUCCUCCGCAACAGUACCAAGACCACUACCAACACCAACACCCACCUCCAGAUAGACGACUGCCUUAUGGCCCUGGAGGAGACCGUCCGAUGAACUACGAUGAUGGCUACCGGACCAACGGGCAGGUCCCUUAUGGUCGAGGUGGUCGUGGGAUGUACGACGGCGGCUAUCCUCCUCAGAACAGGCCUCCUCGAGGUCCUCCCCCAACGCCCCAGGGCUACAGAGAGCUCAAGAGCUCGUUCGACAAUCCGUUUCCCUCGUUCCCACCUAGAAAGCGUGUAAACUCGAUGGAUCUCGGGUUGGAGAAGAAGAUGGGUGCGUUGGAGCUCGGCCAGAACCAAAAACACCGUGGAGCACCACCAAUCCUACGGCCGCAUACGUCAAACUCCAACCGCCCACCUCCAUCAACAUAUCACUCAGAACCGCUUCCAACAUUGAAUCCUCGCCGGGUGCCAAGUGAAAGUCCACCUCCGCUCAAUGUUGAAACGCACCAUGCCGCCCAUCCCCAGCAAGAUCCUCGAGCAGCACCGCCUUCUCGAAGUGCAACCAUGCCUGUCAACAUGUCCGCUGGAGGUCCGAAACCUCUAUACCCCGGGCAGCGCGCCUGGCAAGACCCUGGUCUAAGCCCCCCGCCUCUUAGCCCAGCUCUACGCCCCGACACACACCCGGUUUCAUCUCGGCCAGGAACUGCUGUUGGUGUAAAACCGGAGCUAGUCCACCCGAAGCACGCCGACCUGGAGCCACAAGUUGCUGACAAAGUCGAGGCAGAAGACGAGCUGAGCUACUUAAACGAGGACCUACUCAACGACUACUAUGACAACACCGAGCCAAACGAGCCCGACAUGCCAAAUUUUGGUGCCAUGUCUGACGAGAAUGUCGGAUCGCCCCAUGCGGAAACGCUGAUUCCGUUCGAUAAGCCAAAGCAAGAUCCAGGAUCCAUCUCGGGGCAAAAGCCUGCCUACGCUCCAUAUAAGCCCUCGGGAGGCAUAGCGCCUAUGCAGUCCCCCCCAGAAAGGCAGGGCCCUACAAAUGGCUACGGGAACCCUCUGAUGGACGAAUAUGCUCCCUCGCCAGCGUAUGCUCACAGAGGCUAUGGUCAACAUCAGCACCAUCCUAACAAUGCGUAUUUCGGCGAACAGGGUGGCCGACCAAUGACUCCAGCACAACACGGCGGGCAAGGAAGCAGAGGCGGGUACCCUGCCCAACAGUAUCAUCAGUACGGGCCUCCUCCGCCUGAAAACGGCGGUAGAGGUCAGUAUGAUAGCGGACGGCCGUACCCGCCUCAGGAUAUGAACUAUGGAGGACCGGUUGAAGACCAAUACAGCGGCUACCAGGGGCCUGAUUCCCACCAACACCACCCUCCUCCCGCUCCCUUCCGGCCCGGCCUUGAUCAAGGGCCAAAGCCGGCUCCUGUAAGAAAUUAUACCAGUACUCCGCAGCCGGCACCCACUCCUCAGCCUAAUCAAGCUUCCCCUUCAUCCUACGGUGGUGAAACUCGCCGAUCUUCCCAGCCGAUAACCAUUGGCGAAUUACAUAUAAUUCAACAGACUGCUCGAAGCAACCCUGCAGACCAUGCCAAGCAGCUGGUCCUAGCCAAGAAGUUGGUCGAGGCCUCUAUCCACCUCGUAGACGACAACGGACGAGCAGAUGCAAAGACCAAGUCUAAAAACAGGGAACGGUACGUUAUGGAGGCCUAUAAAAUCACUAAAAAGCUUGUUGGCGCGGGAUAUCCUCCAGGAAUGUUCUACAUGGCGGACUGCUACGGCUCCGGACAGCUUGGACUGGAAAUUAACCCGAAAGAGGCAUUCAGCUUGUACCAGUCAGCCGCCAAAAUGGGCCAUGCUGAAUCUGCCUAUCGAGUUGCUGUAUGCUGUGAAAUGGGCCAAGAAGGCGGCGGAGGCACUCGGCGUGAUCCGCUGAAAUCAGUACAAUGGUAUAGACGUGCCGCUGCCCUAGGUGACCCUCCGGCCAUGUAUAAGAUGGGCAUGAUCCUCCUAAAGGGCUUGCUGGGCCAGCCUAAAAACCCACGAGAAGCUUUAUCCUGGUUGAAACGCGCUGCUGAGCGCGCAGAUGAGGAAAACCCUCAUGCGCUACAUGAAUUGGCCUUGCUGUACGAAAACCCUCAAGGCAUCGACUCUAUCAUUCGAGAUGAAAAUUAUGCCCGAGAACUGCUUCAUCAAGCAGGUGAACUGGGCUAUAAGUUCUCCCAACACCGCCUUGGUGCCGCAUACGAGUAUGGCCUGGUAGGAUGUCCGGUUGAUGCGCGGCAGAGUAUCUACUGGUAUACCCAAGCUGCUGCACAGGGCGAGCAUCAAAGUGAACUAUCUCUCAGCGGAUGGUAUUUGACCGGUGCAGAGGGCAUCUUGCAACAAAGCGACACGGAAGCAUAUCUUUGGGCCCGCAAAGCUGCCAUGGCCGGAUUAGCCAAGGCGGAAUACGCAAUGGGCUAUUUCACUGAGGUUGGUAUCGGUGUUCCUACUAAUCUAGAUGACGCAAAGAGAUGGUACUGGAAAGCAUCCUCUCAAAAUUUCUUGAAAGCUCGCGAACGGUUGGAAGACCUUCGUCGAGGCGGUGCGAGAAUGCAAAAGACCCGCGUUUCUAGAUCUGCCGUCAACAAAAACGAAGGUGAUUGCAUUGUAAUGUAA
Messenger RNA from Microsporum canis CBS 113480, 2712 nucleotides. RefSeq names its product enzyme activator. Lineage: Eukaryota; Fungi; Ascomycota; Eurotiomycetes; Onygenales; Arthrodermataceae. Bases 1 to 2712 code for a protein of 903 amino acids. The transcript has 3 exons. Gene Ontology annotation, molecular function: protein binding. The record is from RefSeq and is a predicted model, not a curated record.